Messenger RNA from Trichoderma gamsii, 354 nucleotides. RefSeq lists its product as hypothetical. Lineage: Eukaryota; Fungi; Ascomycota; Sordariomycetes; Hypocreales; Hypocreaceae. The record is from RefSeq and is a predicted model, not a curated record. The transcript has a single exon. The coding region runs from base 1 to 354 and encodes 117 amino acids.
AUGUGGUGCCACUGCAGAAAAGGAGUGGGGUGCUGCCGACCGAAUGCAAGAUUCCGUCGGGGACUAAAGCGCCGCUCAUCUUGCCUGAUGCACGCUUACCACGGCGUGUGCAAGAGUUCGUACUUGCAUAACCAUAACAUGCAUGCCUUUGACACGGCUUUGCCUACCACGAGUGUCUUGCACAUAUCUUGCAUGAAUGCGUUAUGCACGCUCGGUAGACGAAGCCCGUCGACCAUGUUUGCCACCAACGACGCUGAGGAUUUCUUCACGACUGGGGUCACAACCGCGAUAUGUCCACAACAAAAGGCGUUCGCCAUGCUGUGUACGGAUGCUCAGCUUCAGACUCUAUACUAG